Molecule: messenger RNA, 3639 nt
Organism: Micropterus dolomieu (smallmouth bass)
Lineage: Eukaryota; Metazoa; Chordata; Actinopteri; Centrarchiformes; Centrarchidae
Product: pleckstrin homology domain-containing family S member 1-like
Exons: 13
Source: RefSeq, a predicted model, not a curated record
ACAGAAAUAAGAUCAGGAUACCUGUUCAAGUCUCCUCCCCAAGGACGGUUGAAGACAGAGAAAUCAUGGAAGAAGCGGUAUUUUGUGCUCUUCAAAAUCAAUGAACAAGAACAUCAACUGAAGUACUUCAGGAACCCAGAGGAAAAGGACAGGCCGCUUGGAGGGAUAGACUUAUCGCAUAUCUCAUUGUUAUAUGUGAGCCCUCAAAACCACCAAAGAUGGGGAUGGGUCGAGAAGAGCUUCAAGUGCUCCCCAUCCUGUGUGCUCUACAUUAAGGCUGCUGACCGAGACUACUUCCUCAUCGGGGACACGAGCAAGGAAGUGGACGGCUGGUUCUCGGACCUGUUUGACGCCCUGAAAAACCGGCCACAUAAAUUGAUCAGUUCAGAGGAACUGUGUAAUGGUCAGCCAACAAUUGAGGUUAUUUCAGACCCAGUUAUGAAAAAAAAGAAUUCCGCCGGUGUGCCUGAAAAGGCAGAGUUGAAAAUACGGUCCAAGUAUGAAACAAUGACAGAACUUCAUGAACAACUAGCUCGGGCAGCGGACCGUGAAGUUGAGGAGGUCACCAAAAGCACCCUGAUGAGGUCUGUCACUGAAGUCUAUGACAAGUUCAAAACACAGACUUCCCCACUCCCUCCAUUCGAUGAGGAGACAGCUUCUGAGGACAGUUGUAAUGCUUUUUGCAGAGAAAAACGUCUGACUUCAGACUUCAGUAGCAGCUCCAGUGACAACGGUGCCGUGUCUCCUGUAGAGAUGCUGAAGACACAGAAUGUGCACAUGCUGGAAAAACAAGGCUCUACAGAAAGCCUUGACACCAUCACCAUCACCCAAGAGGAGAGAGAUAUUGAGGUGAGGCAGGCAGAUUUGAAAAAAUAUCUGACCCUAACAGAAGUGGAUGGGAAACCAAGUGUGUCUGGGUGGACAGGCCAGCCAGAGUCGGUGUGCCUGUUUCACAAAGGAGACCAAAUUCUGGCAAUUAAUGACUUGCACACCUGCAGCAUGGACGAGGUCAACAUGUUUCUCGGCAAGUCUCUCAAAAAUGAGGUGAAAGUGACCAUCCUGCGUCUCCCUGGGUGCCCGCCUCUGCAUUUGCCAAACUGUCCCUGCAAUGACUGACUGCAAACCGACUAUUAGAAAUGAAAUAGUUUUACUUCCAAUGUGUAUGUAUGAGUGUGUUCAAAUUACUCUUGGAGACACUUCCUUUCUGUGGAUGGUGGGUUUGUACCAUGUAUUGACCACUUUAGACAUCUGACAGUAUUUUGAGACCGUUCUCAUGUCAGGGCGUCCAAUACCAACGCUUUUAGAAAAAGUGGCAAAACGCAGUUAUUUGACAUCGAAAGGUACCCUUCAGCGACUAAUAUAAGACGCUUCCGGAUGCGUCUCUAUGAGACGCUCUGGGGCGUCUCGUACAGAUUGGAAGUACAAGCUAGCUAGCUAGCUAGGUUUGUGUUAAAGGUGUUGACAGCCCCUCGAAGCCCCCUACCCUUACCACAACCAUCAGAAAUGUUAGUACCAAAACCUAAGUCACUCACUUUAUGCAUGUCAACCAAUGUGCUAGCAGGUAGGGUACCUUUAAAAUACUAACUUACUGUAAAAUACUUUGUCACGCAUUCUGAAAGCAUCAGUUAUGACGCACUGAGAUGAGAACGUGUUGGUAUUUUCCCAGGGCUGUGGCCAGCUCCUAUUGAUCUGUCACUCUACUUGUUUACUCACUUUAAAAGUCAAGUAGAGCACGCAUAAAGUGAAGUUAAGUGAAAUCUAAUACAUGGCCCGCAUCAUACUGUAUGUGAAAAAGUUUAACUGCAUUUUAGCUGCUGAGCAUUCUGUGUGUAAACAAUCCUUUGCAGUACAGAGAAUGAUUACUGUGCUUAAUUCAUUGUGAAUUGUAUUUACUGUAGAUAAGAGCUAGAUAUAGAUUAGAUGUAAAUUAUCAAAAGUUGUUUCUGGAAGGAAACAAAAGCUAAAUUCUAAAGUCAUAUUUCCUCAUAGCGCCUGCAGGAUGUCGGGACAAAUGUGAUCACCAGAUAAAAUUUAAGUGGUGUGAUGUUGUGCAAGAAUGGUUACCACAUAUACAGUAGACUUACUAUUAAACAAUUAUAUUUUUACACUAAGCUGUACAAAUAAUCAAAAUAUUUUAACACUUUAAAUGCACAUUAAAUACAGUAGAGCCAAUUGAAAACUCUCUAAAGUCCUGUAAAAGCAAAGAUUUCUGUUCAAUCUGGACAUGAGUUGGAUCUUUUCUUGCGACUGAAUCCCAAAUGUGACUUCUGUAAGAAUGCUUUAAUUUCACUAAUCAACUGUAUUCCAAGAUGACAGGAAGCAGCAGCAUUCAUAAAGAACAUGAAGGUGCUGUUAGGCACGAGACAAGACGCUCUGAAUAAACAUUUAUGAUCCCAAUUAAGUGAUUAAAUAUUUUUAAAACAUAUCCACUGUUGCCAUAAAUAUUCAAACUCCAACUGAGAAAGAACUGAGUUGCAUGACUAGUGUGAAUGUCAGCGAUGCGGAUUCAUUUCCAGUUAGCUCAGUAUGCCAUGUAACACCUAUGAUGACGAUUAUUUGGAAAGCAUGCCUGUCUAAUGAUGCCUUCUUGAGAGCACAAAAACAAAGGUGCACUGUGUGUUUAAAACAUGUAUGUAGUUAGUUGUUAGUUGUUAGUGUCUCCUUGCAUAGAAAAAGGCAGUCAUACGUCCAAAUUUAAACAUUCCUUUUCUUGUUUCUCUCAAGAGUGCUUAUAGUAAUUAGGGGUGGAUGAAUGAAUUAGGAAGAGACUAGUAUUUCAUGUCGUCCACACGUCAGGGGCAGUCUGGUGAAUUAUUAUGGCCACAGAAAGGCGUUGCACCUCUGUUUCACUUAAUUCUUACAUUUCCUCAAAAUGACUUACAAUUGCUGUGGAGCAACUAUGGGUUAAGUGUGUUGCUCAGGGACACACUGGUGGAUGGGUCACAAUGGGGUCUUGAACCUAGGUCUCUCCCACCAAAAGCAGGUGUCCUAUCCAUUGCACCAUCACCAACCAUUUAUUUUCUCUGAUUUGAAGCAGAAAUGGUGAAUUAUAUAGCUGACGACACUUUGCUGAAAUGUGGUUUCAAUAUAACUUGAGAAGAUUGUUGAAAUCCGUUUAAAAUUAUUUCUGGUGACAAAUGCCACUCCCAAACAAAGACAACAUCAAAUGGAAGUUAUCUGCAAGGCCUGUUCACUUGAAGUGCUACAAAGCAUUCUCGAGUUUUAUAUUUAAAAUUCUUAUUCGUUACCUUUUUUUUUUUAUUAUUAUGUCCACUGACCCAAUGUCCACAGAUGGCAAGGAGAAAGCUUGCCUCUAAACUCUUUUCAAAUAUUAUUUGCUAUAGUUAAUAUUCUGACGAGUCCUUUUCCCAUCACAUCGUAGGCCCUAUAUGCCUUUCCAAGAUUAAUGUUUCAAGUUUUAAUGGAGCUAUUAAACAGAUGUGAGAUCUGACAAAAAAUGAUAAAUAUGUUUAUUUUUUAUUAUUUACUUAAACUGUGAUGCUCAAGCUGUGCUGUAUUAUAAAUUAGCUCUAUGCAUCCUGUGCGAGGGUGUAGCAAAUACAGGUUGUACUGGGAUGCUGAAACUUUUAUUUGUAAAAUGAUUGUGAAUAAAUUUCACCAGAUUGUUAAAACACUGAA